This is a messenger RNA of Oncorhynchus mykiss (rainbow trout), 3113 nucleotides long. It is a transcript of the gene amotl2a, whose product is annotated as angiomotin like 2a. The record is from RefSeq and is a predicted model, not a curated record. Gene Ontology annotation, biological process: actin cytoskeleton organization; regulation of cell migration; angiogenesis. Gene Ontology annotation, cellular component: cytoplasmic vesicle; plasma membrane; bicellular tight junction. Lineage: Eukaryota; Metazoa; Chordata; Actinopteri; Salmoniformes; Salmonidae.
UGCCCUGCCCCCUUUUCCCCCUGUGCACUUUGCGCUUUGCUCUGCGGUUCUGCUUUUCAUCCCUGGGGGACUUGGAGUUCUCUCAUUCCAAUCAUUCCAGUCUCAGCGAACAAUCGGCCCUCAGUUAUUUAAUAGCAGCGCGAUCUCUCGCACCGCUCAGUCUGUUUGUGAGAUCUUCUCAGACGCACACCGUAGCAGCGCGCUCUCUCUCUCUCUCAGAGCAACAAAUACUCUACAUAAUUUGCAGUUCCACUACAUUUUAUUAGGAUUCAAUUUUUUUUCCGUCAGCAAGAAAUAUAAACAAUAUACGCCGUGAACAACUUGCUUCCGUGGUGAGAAUGUAAAUUGAUCUGUGGUUUAUUAAGAAUCCAAAACAUCCAACUCUUCAACCCAUCCAUUCACUUAUAUAUUCUCUGAUUGACUGAGAUGAGAACUGCUGAGGCGUCUUCUGGCACGGUUCUACACCGUCUAAUCCAGGAGCACCUCCGUCACGGGAACUCCACGGACACCAGUACCCUCCUGGCCAUCCAGCAGCAGGCCCUGCGUGGAGGCAGCAACAGCAGCGGAGGAGGCGGUACCGGAUCACCCCGCUCCUCUCUGGAGAGCCUGACCCAGGAAGAGUCCCAGUUCAUCCACAUGUCCACCAGACAGGACCCCCAGGGUCAGGAGUACCAGGGGGACUACAAACACUGUGAGAGGGACUCCGUGUGUCACCUCUACCAGCUCCACAGACACGGAGAGGAGCUGCCCACCUAUGAGGAGGCCAAGGCUCACUCUCAGUACCUGGCCUCGGUAGGGGCCCAGCAGGGUCAACCUCAGCUGGGACCUGAGAUGAUGGAUCACCAGGGAGAUGGCCAGUGGGACCUGAAACGGAAGCACGCCCGGAGCCUCAGUGAGCGUCUCAUGCAACUCUCCCUGGAGAGAUCAAGCAGAGACAUUCAGCCUCUCAGCUCCUCUCACAGUUACCCUCAACUGUCUAAUGGCCACUCUGGGCCUGUUGAACACCAGGGGCCAGAGUUUCAGAGGGGACCUCCCCCAGACUACCCCUUCCUGGUCAGGCCUCCUGGAUACAUGCUCAGCCACUCACAGGAGACACACGGACACUACUAUCAGGAACCACCUCCCUCAUUCCAAUCACAGCACAGGUACGUACCUUCCCAGCCCCAGGCCGAGGUUGUUCGACACAGUGUCCACUAUGGUCCAGAGGUCUACAUGAGCCACAGCAACCCCAGUACUCACAACAACACUGCCCAAAUGGACCUGUUGAGGGAGAAUGAGAGACUAAGGAAAGAGUUGGAGGUGUACAGCGAGAAGGCCGCCAGACUUCAGAAGCUGGAAGUAGAGAUCCAGAGGAUAUCUGAGGCCUACGAGACCCUGAUGAAGGGCUCUGCCAAGAGAGAGACCCUGGAGAAAACCAUGAGGAACAAACUGGAGUCAGAGAUCAAGAGACUGCACGACUUCAACAGGGACCUCAGAGAUCGUCUGGACAACGCUACCAAACAGCAGGAAGUUGAAUCCGCAGACAGGAAACAGCAGGUCUUCACCAAACUCCUGGAACAAAACGAGGAACAGCAGCGGGAGGUGCAGCGUCUGCGUGGCUCCGGGGAGGAGUGGCUUCGGCGCCGGGAGGUGCUGGAGCAGGCCCUGGGGUCGGCACAGGCCCGUAACCUGGCCCUGGAGGAGGAGCUUAGGAGGAAGAGGGCGUACGUAGAGAAGGUAAAGCGGCUGCAGAGUUCCCUGGGCCAGCUACAGGCAGCCUGUGAGAAGAGAGAGGCCCUGGAACUGAGGCUGAGGACCAGGCUGGAGCAGGAGCUGAAGAGCCUCCGAUCAGCACAGUCCCACAGCACGGCUAGUGGUCCUGGCUCCCUGCCCUCUGAUCUGAGCUCCAUGGUGUCUGUACAGCAGCAGCAGCAGCUGGCUGAGAGAGAAGAGAGGAUCCUGGCUCUGGAGGCUGACAUCACACACUGGGAACAGAAGUACCUGGAGGAGAGCACCAUGAGGCAGUUCGCUAUGGACGCAGCCGCCGCCGCUGCAGCUCAGAGAGACAGCAGCGUCAUCAAACACUCGCCUCGUCACUCACCCGACAACAGCUUCAACGACCACCUGCCAUUCAGCCACAGGCAUCGGGAGAUGGAGAACAGAGUCCGAGCGCUACACUCCCAGCUCCUGGAGAAGGAUGCAGUGAUCAGGGUGUUACAGCAACGGUCUGGACGUGAGCAGAACAGGCUAGAGCAGCAGGACCUCCGUCCAGCCAGGUCCGUCCCCUCCAUCAGCAACGAGCAACAUUACCUCCGUCCAGCCAGGUCCGUCCCCUCAAUCAGCACCGAGCAGCAGGACCUCCGUCCAGCCAGGUCCGUCCCCUCAAUCAGCACCGAGCAGCAGGCCCUCCGUCCAGCCAGGUUCAUCCCCUCCAUCAGCACUGAUGGCCCAGUGGAGCAACCCAUCCAGGGGAAAGGAAAGAGCCUCUCUGAUGACCAGACGGCUGCUGCAAUGUCUCCUCUCUCCCUGCCCCCGCACCAACACCCCUACGCCCCGUUGGCCCUGCCCACGCUGUUGCUCCUGUCCAAGCCCCAGAGCAGGGACUGCAGCACCCAGUGUGACCGUGAUGUGCUAGCCCAGGAGACGGAUCUUACAGUGGAUCCCACCAGCAUGCUAGCACCCUCUGAGACUUCCUCGACCUCAACACCUGCCUGCGAGCACUUCCUGGCACCACUCAACACACACCAGAGCUCCAGAAGUUCAGACUCAGCAGCAGAAGUGGUGGAAAUCCUAGUUUAAGAAACGCCGAACUGUGGGAUCCGCUGUGGGAUGGAUGGUGACAACACGGUAGACGACCGAGAGAUCCUCAUGUCCUGUAUGUCCCUCCCAACGAGGAGAAGACAACCUGUCUGUCUCUGGUCAGACUGACCUCCAGAUGGACACUUCCUUUGGAGAAGGACAGACAGUUUGGAGACAGUGUGGAGAAUGUUUGGAGACAUGGACAUGUUCUCCCUACCUACGUACCUAGCUACCUAGCUACCUACCUACCUACCUAACAAUCUACCUACGUACCUACCUAACUAUCUAUCUACCUACCUAACAAUCUACCUACCUACCUAACAAUCUACCUACCU